AUGCGUCUGUCCUUUUCCAGACAAGCACGGCCCCUGACUCUCAGCUUCUGCAUCUCCGAGCCUCGUGCUGUGGCUGAGACGCCCGUUCUAGCGUCGGUGACUGCAGCCGCACAGGAUGCGGGGUCGGGGCUCCCUUGCGUUUCCUGCGGCGGCGGCCACUUCCGGACCCCUGUGGAAAUGUGGUGGCCAGACUCACAGGAGAGGAGACAGCCCUGUGUGGGCCGGCUCAGGGUGGCUAGCCCCAGCGUCGGGGGCUUGAAGGUGCGUCUGGGUGCCCCCUGCCCACUGCGUGGUGAGCUGAUCCCUCCUCACCUGCAAGGCUACCACAGUGUCUCUGAUGGCUUGGCCCGUCUGCUGCACUUCCGCCCACCACAGCUGGGCAGCCUGGUUUUCAAGCUGUGUCCCAGCAUGACUGACCGUGUGAAGAACAUCAAGCAGAAGGAAUCAGAGCAGGCGACGUGGAAGGGCCACGGCUACGAUGCCAGGCUCAAUGCCACUGCUGACAACGGUCAGCUGGCUGCUGGCACCUGUGAAAUCGUGACCCUGGACCGGGACAGCAGCCAGCCGCGGAGGACAAUCGCCCGGCAGACGGCACGCUGCGCAUGCAGAAAGGGGCAGAUUGCAGGGACCACGAGGGCUCGGCCCGCUUGCGUGGACGCCCGGAUCAUCAAGACAAAGCAGUGGUGUGACAUGCUUCCGUGCCUGGAGGGGGAAGGCUGCGACCUGCUCAUCAACCGUUCCGGCUGGACCUGCACGCAGCCUGGUGGACGGAUCAAGACCACCACGUCUGUCUCUACCCACCUGUCUAUCAUCUAUCUGCCAGCCCACCCAGGACAGCACGCCCCAGGGGGCCCCGAGCUCCAGCCCGUCCGGCCGCUGCCAGGAGGCCAGACUGAGACACGCAGGCGGGGAGCGGCGAGCGGCGUUAGCAAUACACGGUCUGAGGGGCACAUGCACGUGCCCACCCCCGAGGGACGUGGCUUCGCCGGUGUCUCUGGGAACCGGAGAGCAGGGGCCGUGCCAAUGGCCAGAAGCAGCCGCAGCCCAGCCAGCAAACGAGGAGCCCCGGCUGCCGCAAGGACACUCAGGUGCCACCGCGAGCCUCUUCCUGUGCCCCAGACUGUCCGAAUUGCUUUUAUUUUCUUAUACUUUCAGUAUAUUCAAUAG
This is a messenger RNA of Orycteropus afer afer, 1167 nucleotides long. Lineage: Eukaryota; Metazoa; Chordata; Mammalia; Tubulidentata; Orycteropodidae. The record is from RefSeq and is a predicted model, not a curated record.